ACACCCACACGCUGCAGCUCAGACACGCUCGUCUUCCUGGUUUCACAUCAGCCCAAAUAUAAACUUGGAGUUGGCAGCGUUACAGGUUGAGUAGGCGGAGACUCUCACACUUCAGGCCGGAUCAGGACACAGUGAAGGACAAACCUGCGACAAACACAGCCGAUCGAAGUUUACCAGGCGAGAGAGUCCAGCCACUUCUGUCUGCUCCACAAAUAUGGCGCUGUCCCCGGCUUCAAUGGUGGCUCGGCGGGCGUUAGCUGCAGCGUCCAGUCAUGAAGGAACCGCCAAGACCUGGAAGAUCGUGAGCUUCGUGGUGGCCCUGCCCGGAGUGGCCCUCUGCAUGGCCAACGCCUACCUGAAGGCCCAGAACGAGCCGCACGAGCCGCCCGACUUUGUGGCCUACACUCACCUGCGCAUCCGCACCAAGAGAUUUCCGUGGGGAGACGGAAACCACACUCUGUUCCACAACCCUCACACCAACGCUCUGCCCGACGGCUACGAGAGCUCUGACCACCACUGAGCAACGACUUGACCACACAGAGCAGCGAGCUUCUGCUGCGGGGCACCUAACAAUAAAACCACUUUAUCCUC
This is a messenger RNA of Synchiropus splendidus (mandarinfish), 591 nucleotides long. RefSeq names its product cytochrome c oxidase subunit 6A, mitochondrial. Gene Ontology annotation, biological process: mitochondrial electron transport, cytochrome c to oxygen. Gene Ontology annotation, molecular function: enzyme regulator activity. The transcript has 4 exons. NCBI's taxonomy places the organism in Eukaryota, Metazoa, Chordata, Actinopteri, Syngnathiformes, Callionymidae. The coding region runs from base 215 to 520 and encodes 101 amino acids. The record is from RefSeq and is a predicted model, not a curated record. Gene Ontology annotation, cellular component: mitochondrial inner membrane.